AAUUUAUGACUGGCCAACACAUGCACGUGAUCGCAUCCAAAUACCCCAUAUUUGGGCAGUGCGCUCCGGAUCAAGAAUAAAAAAAGAGAGAAAAGAUACCAAAGCCUACUCCACCUAUAAAUUCUGGAUUAUUUUUUUACUCUUCUUUAGGACAGGCAGCUGUGAAUUUUCCAUAAGAGGCUACAAAGAAAAAGAAAUGAUCAACAAAAAGCAGGAAAUACCCGCCACCCUCAUCCCGUGUGUAGUUUGAAAAGAAAGUGUUGGUGGGUAGAAUUAGUUUUGAAAUGAACUCUGUUGUCGAGCGCUCCAGUUUUGGGCAAACAAGCGAGACAACUUCUCCCAACAGCAUGUUUACUUUCGAUGCAUCUGGGCGCACGUCCAGCCGUUAUGAGGGUGUUAACGUAAACGGGAUGUACUCCUGUCCCGUCCCCACGACCUCUGCGCAACGGGAGGAGAUCAAAACUAGCCUGCGUGGCAACACGGAUAUUCCGCUCCCGCCCGGACCGCAGAUAAGCAUGCUCUCCAGCGGCUCGUCGAGCGGGCUCGGCUACGGACGAGGCGCAGACGGAGACCCGGAGAGAAGCGCAAAACGAGGAGGUAACAGGAGCCAGGAUGGCGACCAAAACACGGAAAGCGCGCAGACAGUGAACAGAAACGCAAAUGCGCACCAGCGUCAGGAAAGUGAACAGCGACCGCAGAUUUAUCCCUGGAUGACAAAACUGCACAUGAGCCACGAAUCGGAGGGUAAGCGCUCCCGGACCAGUUACACCCGCUACCAGACUCUGGAGCUGGAGAAAGAGUUUCACUUCAGCCGCUACCUGAGCCGCCGCAGGCGCGUAGAGAUCGCCAACAGCCUGUGCCUAAACGAGAGGCAGAUCAAAAUCUGGUUCCAGAACAGAAGGAUGAAGUGGAAGAAGGACUCAAAGAUCAAAGUGAAGGAGUGAAAAAAAUAAGCAGUGCAGCACCCCUUUUUUUUCUCCCACUGCAGCUCCACACUUGCACAGGAGCGCUGGAGUUGCCCGCCUGACCUUCGGAUGAACCGUUAUAAGGAGCAAUGACAUCAUGACACGGCUCUGUGUGCUUCAUCACCAAUUAUGUGUCACUUUCUGCGGUUUGGGACCUAAUGUAUUGAGUAUCGCUCACUAUGAUCAAUCGGUUUACAUUUCUAAAUUAAUUUGCUGCCUAUGCGAUGAUAACACCACUUUACUGAGCAGAAAAAAUCGGUGGUUCUGGUGGGAGCUGGGUCCUUCAAGGCUUUUGGUCCGCAUUGCGGGAAAAAAAAAAAAAAAGAAGAAGCUGCACAACGUUAUUAAUAUGUGUUCAUAGUAUAGGGGAAAGAUUAGUGACUGAUAGUUCUGGGCAUCAUUUCCAGCUUCGUAAGCGUGUAAUUAAAAAUUAAGGUCCGUGAGUAUGGAAUAAAUAAAUUAAUAAAAAUGUGUUCAGUUUAAAAAUUCUCUGUCCUCUUAUUUUCUUUGAAGAAAUUAAGAUUUUUGUUUGAAGGUAUGAUGUGUUUAGUGAGCAGUUUGUCAUCCAUGUUGUCCGUCAUAACCUUGUGACUGUGUGUGAUAACGCUGUAAUGUGCAAUGAAGCAACGUCUGUUUCCCAUAGUAAACUAAAAGGUGCCUGGUACACGCAAGGGCUGAGUGAUGCCUAUUUGUUGACUGUAACCAAUAAAGUCAUUAAAAAUAAGA
This is a messenger RNA of Fundulus heteroclitus (mummichog), 1691 nucleotides long. RefSeq names its product homeobox C5a (gene hoxc5a). Gene Ontology annotation, biological process: anterior/posterior pattern specification; regulation of transcription by RNA polymerase II. Gene Ontology annotation, cellular component: nucleus. Gene Ontology annotation, molecular function: RNA polymerase II cis-regulatory region sequence-specific DNA binding; DNA-binding transcription factor activity, RNA polymerase II-specific. Bases 285 to 944 code for a protein of 219 amino acids. The record is from RefSeq and is a predicted model, not a curated record. NCBI's taxonomy places the organism in Eukaryota, Metazoa, Chordata, Actinopteri, Cyprinodontiformes, Fundulidae. The transcript has 2 exons.